UAGUAAAUACCGGUGCUGAACAAGCGGUCUGAGUUGCGAUUGGCUCCUACGCACGUUCCCGGAACUCAGUGGUCGUCCCGCGAGGGCUGAAGGGAGAGUGGCAGUCGGCUGUGUGAACCCGGAGGGUCGGUAUGCCUCGGUACGCGCAGCUCGUCAUGGGCCCCGCGGGGAGCGGGAAGAGCACCUACUGCUCCACCAUGGUUCAGCACUGUGAAGCCCUCAACCGAUCUGUCCAGGUGGUCAACCUGGACCCGGCUGCAGAGCACUUCAGCUACCCUGUCAUGGCUGACAUCCGGGAACUGAUCGAGGUAGAUGAUGUGAUGGAGGACGACUCUCUGCGGUUUGGUCCCAACGGAGGAUUGGUGUUCUGCAUGGAGUACUUUGCCAAUAACUUUGACUGGCUGGAGAACUGUCUGGGCCACGUUGAGGACGAUUAUAUCCUUUUUGACUGUCCAGGUCAGAUUGAGCUCUACACCCACCUACCUGUGAUGAAGCAGCUGGUCCAGCAGCUUGAACAGUGGGAGUUCCGAGUGUGCGGAGUGUUCCUUGUUGAUUCUCAGUUCAUGGUGGAGUCAUUCAAGUUUAUUUCUGGCAUCCUGGCAGCCUUGAGUGCUAUGAUUUCUCUAGAGAUCCCACAGGUUAACAUCAUGACGAAGAUGGAUCUGCUGAGUAAGAGAGCAGACUGUGAAAUACUUAUUCCAGAAAAACUCUUAAACAGGCUAGUUUCCCCAGGGGUCAGAAUGUUGGCAGUACCUGUUUAG
Mastomys coucha (southern multimammate mouse) is the source of this 761-nucleotide messenger RNA. RefSeq names its product GPN-loop GTPase 3-like. Bases 132 to 761 code for a protein of 209 amino acids. Gene Ontology annotation, molecular function: GTPase activity. NCBI's taxonomy places the organism in Eukaryota, Metazoa, Chordata, Mammalia, Rodentia, Muridae. The transcript has 6 exons. The record is from RefSeq and is a predicted model, not a curated record.